AAGUAAGACACUCAUUGCCGCUCUUUGUACAGAGACCACGGGAGUUUCCAAUGGUCAGUGUGUCAUAAACAUUUUUGUGGCUUGACUCGUAUCUUGAGGUGUCGAAAAAUUCCAUGACUCGGGGAAAAGAGAAGCGCAGUCUUGGCCACCAAAUUCCCACAUCGCUCUUCGACGACUCUGGAACGACCGAAGCCGCAACCGAGUAUCCCAAGUCGCCUUCAUUCUUCACAUAAAUCCUCGUACAGUUGCCGUUAGAACUUUGCGGCAUCGAACACAGUCAGAAAACAUUGCGAGAUGAGGCCCAUACUUCUGCAAGGCCACGAACGGUCUCUAAACCAAAUCAAAUACAACAAAGACGGUGAUCUACUUUUCUCCGUGGCGAAAGACAAGGUCAUCUGUGCGUGGUUUACGAGCAACGGCGAACGACUUGGAACAUAUAUCGGCCAUCAAGGUGCCAUCUGGACCAUAGAUGUCUCUCCUGACUGCCGAAUCCUUGCCUCCGGAGCCGCGGACAACACGAUAAAAUUGUGGAAUAUUCGCACUGGAGAAAAUGUCAAGACCUGGGAGUUCCCUACUGCAGUCAAGCGGGUUGCUUUCAGCGAGGACGGAAAACAGUUACUAGCCGUGACCGAGAAGCGAAUGGGACACUUGGGAACCAUUGUCGUCUAUGACAUCCAAUAUGGAGAAGACCUGACGGAACAGACCAACGAACACAGCCUACGGAUAACUUGUGAAGAUAGCAAGGCAACAGUCGCGGGAUGGAGUUAUCUUGACAAGUACAUUAUUUCGGGCCAUGAAGACGGCACAGUAACUCAGUGGGACUCGAAGACGGGUGAGAGUCUGAUGACCGUUGAAGCUCACGAAUUCGAUACCACGAUCAAUGACUUGCAAUUCUCUCCUGAUCGGACAUACUUUAUCACGGCUGGCAAGGACAAAAGCGCAAAGAUCCUUUCGUCUCGAGACUUGAGCAUCCUGAAGACAUACGUUGCCGACACUCCUCUCAACACGGCCGCCAUCACUUCAAAGAAAGAUUUUGUCAUUCUAGGUGGUGGUCAAGCCGCAAUGGACGUCACAACGACAUCUGCGCGUCAAGGUAAAUUCGAGGCUCGUUUCUAUCACAAGAUCUUCGAAGACGAGAUUGGCCGUGUCCGGGGUCACUUCGGUCCUCUCAACACCAUCGCUGUCCAUCCCCAAGGUACAGCGUACUCUAGCGGAGGUGAAGACGGCUACGUGCGGAUGCACAACUUCGACAAGGCUUAUUUCGACUUCAUGUACGAGGUGGAAAGAGAGCAAGCACGAAAGUAAAACACCUUCCUUCCUUGAUGAUACCCGCCGCAAUGAGGAUGUACGAUAAUGGUCAAUGCGUGACGAUCAGAAAAGCAGGCUUUAUUAGCCAAUUGAACGUGCUGUCGAUGCGAAGGGCGUGCGGGAAUGGUUCCUGAACCCGAAAUCAUCUGGACCAGUCACACCGACAGUCGAGGCCCCUUGAUUGCAGAGUGCACCGUAUCGGGUCCCUUCGCACGAAAAGGAGUCGGUUUCAGUAUGGAAGCGCAAGAGCAGCAGAAUGUCGGAGCAUGUCUCGUUUGACGCUCUUGCCUGGA
Molecule: messenger RNA, 1601 nt
Organism: Exophiala viscosa
Lineage: Eukaryota; Fungi; Ascomycota; Eurotiomycetes; Chaetothyriales; Herpotrichiellaceae
Product: eukaryotic translation initiation factor 3 subunit I
Exons: 4
Coding region: 295-1305 (336 amino acids)
Biological process (GO): cytoplasmic translational initiation
Cellular component (GO): cytoplasm; eukaryotic translation initiation factor 3 complex, eIF3m
Molecular function (GO): translation initiation factor activity; protein binding; RNA binding
Source: RefSeq, a predicted model, not a curated record